AUGCCAGAGACGUUUUCAGCAUGUAUCCGUCUGCUCUUGACCAUCUCGACCAGACGUUUCUCGAAGUCAGCGGGUUCUAUUUUAGCCAACAACAGAAUCAGCGUCGAUCAUACGCCGAGCGACGAUGAAAUCUUCCCAGCACAUAGGAACAUCGUCUGUCCUCAAUCUAAGUACUUUGAGGUGGCUUGUGAUGGACGAUUCAAGGAAGGCAACGGGCAGAUAACACUCGAUAGUCAAGAUCCAAUACUCGUCAAAAAGACGCUUGAAUUUCUGUACACGGGCAGCUAUACCUACGACACCCCUCCAACAGACGCAAAGCUGGAACCACUGCCAGAGGGAGAGAUUGAACGUUUUGCAGGGACUGAGAGACAAACAAGCAUUGCAAACCCGCGAAUGGGCGAGUCUUACUUCCAUGCGCAGAUGUACGCGCAGGGGGACUACUUCCAAAUUUAUGCUCUCAAAUGCAAGGCAAAGCAGUGCUUCAGGGAGUCGUUCAUGGCUAACCCUGAUCGAGAUUCAUUCACCUCUGCUGUCGUUGAAGUCUACAGCUCCACAGCGGAGAGUGAUCGGGUACCCAGAGAUCUUGUCGUACAACUUACGACCGAUAACCUGCCACUUCUGAGAAGGGGGGUGAAUCCUAUACUGGACGGUGAUCUCUUGGACCGUGUUCCCAGCUUCAUGCGUGACAUUUGUCUUUCUGCUGUGGAGAGGUGUGCUCAGCUUCAAAGAGACUCCGGAGAAUGGGGCUAG
Messenger RNA from Aspergillus novofumigatus IBT 16806, 750 nucleotides. Its product is annotated as BTB/POZ domain-containing protein. Lineage: Eukaryota; Fungi; Ascomycota; Eurotiomycetes; Eurotiales; Aspergillaceae. Gene Ontology annotation, molecular function: protein binding. The record is from RefSeq and is a predicted model, not a curated record. The transcript has 2 exons. Bases 1 to 750 code for a protein of 249 amino acids.